Messenger RNA from Paramuricea clavata, 1675 nucleotides. The record is from the annotation of a GenBank genome assembly. NCBI's taxonomy places the organism in Eukaryota, Metazoa, Cnidaria, Anthozoa, Malacalcyonacea, Plexauridae.
AUGAAAAAGGAAAGUACAAAACGAAAACUAAACAAACUAGAGAAGGCCAGAAAGGUAAAUACUACAUUAAAUCAUACCUAAAAUAUUAAAAUAGUCUGUCUCUAAAUUUUGACCCAACAAGAACUGUAAACUAAACUAUAUACCUUCUGUAUAUCUACCCUCAUCAAUUGCUUCCAUCUCUUGAAUAAAAUGCUUUCCAAUCGAACAGCUACAACUCUUGAAAUGUUACGAUGUCCGUAAAUCGUUAUUAAAUCUUGCUUUACCUCACGUAAAAGUUUGUGCACACAUUUUGUUUCGUAUAAAAUGGGCCAUGCCAAGCAACCAUGUUUUUUACUUUAGAACUUUAUAAGAACUGCACGGCAUUCCACAUGCACAUGAUCAUGUGACUUAUGACCGUGACAUUGUUUGGUAGGGAGAAUUUUUAUUUUGAUAAUGUAGUACAAACAAUUUCGCUGGUGCUUCACGUCAAACAAACCAUUUCCCACAAAUAUAUUCAGCAAACGAUAGGAAUUUUGCGAUUAUAGUUUUCAUACAAUUGUACGCGACUGCCAUCAUAGACAAUCCAGAAGACAUGUCUUCUGGAUUGUCUAUGCUGCCAUCUACUGGCGCGACAGAACUUCCUGAACUGCGCUGCAAGUUCAAAAAAUAAGAAAAUGGUUUGAUGCUGAAACCAAGUCAUAUUUUAAGGAAAUUACAGUGGUGGGCAAAAUACAGUAUUAAGCCAAUCAGUGGUGGGCUAAUACUCUUUCAAUGGUGGGUGGCCAAAUGCCCCACUAUUCUAUUACUUAAAAUAUGCCUUGGUUGAAACCCGUGGAUUUCUCAUUACUAUAUUUCUGAUGACGUUUAGGAAAGUUUGGAUUGUGAAACAGCAUUGAAAGAUGCAGUGAGAGAGAUGAACACCAGCAGUACAAUUACUAGAGACAAUUCCAGACGUGAACCACUCUCUACCAUUCAAAUAAACAGAAACUCGACAACUGCAUUUGCAGAUUUACUAAAAUCAGUUAGUACUGAUAGUCUUCCCUUUGGAUGGACAUUGAUAAAAACAGGCGGUGAAUCUAUUAAAAUCGUGCAUUUGCAAGAGAGCAAACAAGAUUGCACCAAGAAUCCGAUGAUAAGUAAAUCUAUAACUGUAAAUAACAAUACAUCAUGGUCACUCAAAGUUCUCGAUAGAAUUUUCACAAAUUUCGACACGCCUGGAUGUGAAAGUUUAAAAAAGUUUAAAAAUAUUCGAACUAAAGAUGACUUACUGGGAUUAGUGAAUGUAGUCCAUUCUAGUACGAUUUGUUGCGGAAACCCUGAUAUUGACGUACGCCAUAAGCAAUCCAGAGAAAUGAGUUUUGAAGUGGAAAUGCAAGACGGUUCUUGUUAUAAUAGUACCAUUCGUUCGGAUCAAUGUUCCUUGUUGACUCGCAAGAAAGAUCGGUGCAAUGAAUGCGUUAAGCAAAGGAAUUAUUUGCGAGUGAUCAAGAGUAGGCAAGCAAAAGCAGAUACGAAUCAGCGAACUGUUGUCGACAGUCAUGUCAACUACAGAUACCUUUCUCCGGAAGAGAAAGAUGAAAAGAUUAAAAAUUUGCACAAGGAAUUGAAAGCUACCAAACAAACAUGGAUAAUGAUUUCAAAUUUGCAUAGCAUGACCAAAUUGUCGGCUGGCUUCGCUACUGGUAUUGCAUGGUGA